This is a messenger RNA of Xenopus tropicalis (tropical clawed frog), 682 nucleotides long. It is a transcript of the gene rps9, whose product is annotated as ribosomal protein S9. Gene Ontology annotation, cellular component: organelle; small ribosomal subunit. The record is from RefSeq and is marked provisional. Gene Ontology annotation, molecular function: RNA binding; structural constituent of ribosome; rRNA binding. Gene Ontology annotation, biological process: translation. Lineage: Eukaryota; Metazoa; Chordata; Amphibia; Anura; Pipidae.
CUCGCAGCGGCACGGCGAAUAGGCCAAGAUGCCCGUUGCCAGAACUUGGGUUUGUCGGAAGACCUAUGUCACCCCGCGGCGUCCAUUUGAGAAGUCGCGGUUGGACCAAGAGUUGAAGCUCAUUGGUGAAUACGGCCUGCGUAACAAGCGCGAAGUGUGGAGGGUGAAAUUCACUCUGGCCAAGAUCCGCAAGGCUGCCAGAGAGCUGCUGACUCUGGAUGAGAAGGAUCCCAAGCGUCUGUUUGAGGGUAAUGCCUUGCUCAGGCGACUGGUGCGUAUUGGAGUGCUAGAUGAGGGGAAGAUGAAGCUCGAUUACAUCUUGGGCUUGAAAAUUGAAGAUUUCUUGGAACGCCGCUUGCAAACACAGGUCUUUAAACUGGGCUUGGCAAAGUCCAUCCAUCAUGCCCGCGUGCUGAUCAGACAAAGGCACAUCCGUGUUCGCAAGCAGGUGGUUAACAUCCCAUCAUUCAUUGUGCGUCUGGACUCUCAGAAACACAUCGACUUCUCCCUGCGCUCACCAUAUGGUGGUGGACGUCCUGGCCGUGUCAAGAGAAAGAAUGCCAAGAAGGGACAAGGCGGUGCCGGAGCUGGAGAUGAUGAGGAGGAAGAUUAAACCUUAAAAUUAACUUCCUUUGCCAUCAUGGAAGUGAUUGUUUCUAUAAAAUAAACUCCUUUGAGAAGA